Messenger RNA from Electrophorus electricus (electric eel), 2262 nucleotides. It is a transcript of the gene ap3m1, whose product is annotated as adaptor related protein complex 3 subunit mu 1. The record is from RefSeq and is a predicted model, not a curated record. Gene Ontology annotation, cellular component: clathrin adaptor complex. NCBI's taxonomy places the organism in Eukaryota, Metazoa, Chordata, Actinopteri, Gymnotiformes, Gymnotidae. Gene Ontology annotation, biological process: intracellular protein transport; vesicle-mediated transport.
UUGCCACCGAGGAGUUUUUUUUUUUUUUAAGGUACACUCAUCAACGCAGCUCGCAAAAGCACUCAUCAUGAUUCACAGCUUGUUCCUGAUUAACAAUGCUGGCGACAUAUUCCUGGAAAAACACUGGAAAAGUGUUAUAAGUCGCUCUGUCUGCGACUACUUUUUUGAAGCUCAGGAGAAGGCCAUGGAACCUGACAAUGUACCUCCUGUCAUUCGCACGCCCCAUCACUACCUUAUCAACAUCUACCGUGACAAAAUUUUUUUUGUUUCUGUCAUCCAGACAGAAGUACCCCCACUCUUUGUAAUUGAAUUUCUUCAUCGUGUUGCUGAGAUGUUUCAGGACUAUUUUGGUGAUUGCUCUGAAGUUGCCAUUAAGGACAAUGUGGUAAUAGUGUAUGAGCUCCUUGAAGAAAUGCUUGAUAAUGGCUUUCCUCUUGCCACGGAAUCAAACAUCCUGAAAGAACUUAUUAAACCUCCCACAAUUCUGCGCUCCAUGGUCAACAGUAUCACAGGCAGCAGUAAUGUGGGGGAAACUCUCCCUACUGGACAGUUAUCUACUGUCCCAUGGAGAAGAGCUGGUGUAAAGUACACCAAUAAUGAGGCCUAUUUUGAUGUCGUGGAGGAAAUUGAUGCAAUCCUCGAUAAGUCUGGUACAACAGUAUUUGCAGAAAUCCAAGGAGUGAUUGAUGCUUGUGUAAAACUCUCAGGAAUGCCUGAUCUCACAUUGUCAUUCAUGAAUCCCAGACUUCUGGAUGAUGUGAGCUUUCAUCCUUGUGUGCGUUUCAAGAGGUGGGAGUCUGAGAGGGUUCUAUCUUUCAUCCCCCCCGAUGGAAACUUCCGACUUAUGUCUUAUCAUGUUAAUGCACAAAAUUUGGUAGCAAUCCCAGUGUACGUGAGACAGAAUAUCAGUUUCUUUGAGAGUGGCUCCUCAGGGAGACUUGACAUCACUUUGGGUCCUAAGCAGACCAUGGGGAAGACGGUGGAGUGUGUGGUGGUCACAGUACACAUGCCUAAAGUGGUUCUCAAUGCCAAUCUCACAGCAACCCAGGGUAACUACACCUACGAUCCAGUCACCAAGAUUUUGGUGUGGGACAUUGGCAAACUGAACCAACAAAAACUGCCAAAUUUAAAAGGAAGUCUGAGCCUGCAGUCUGGAGCUCCUAAACCAGAGGAGAAUCCCAGCCUGAACAUUGACCUCAAAAUCCAGCAGUUAGCCAUCUCAGGACUGAAGGUGAAUCGACUGGACAUGUAUGGGGAGAAGUACAAACCAUUCAAAGGUGUCAAAUAUGUAACCAAAGCAGGGAAGUUCCAGGUCAGAACUUGAGACUGUCAACCAAUGGUGGCAAAAAGACGGGAAAAGUCGUGCCAAAACAAAGUAGCCGUCUACUAUUUGAUAAAACAAAGUAGCCGUCUACUAUUUGAUAAAUCGUGUCCUGUAAAGUUUCUUAACAUUGUCCCAAAUGUCUGUAGAAUUGCUAAGACAUCAAAACCUUUGAAAAUGAAGGCAUAUUUAUUUAUUUUUGUUUACAAGGUGUAGUCACGGACAUUUUGUUGUAACUAACUGGAAACUUCACAAUAUUUUAGCGUCACCUUUUUAUGUUUGAGUGGUGAAAUGAGGAGGACCAUAAGUACGUUUCACUUUAGCACAGUUUUGUCUGAUGUGCAUAUAGAUUACAUGGAUUGAUAUUUUUAGAUUUUUGUGCAUGUUUGAAGACAUGCCUUUGCCAAGUUUAUAGUUUAGCAACAUUUUUUAAGUACUUCUUGUACAAUGCACAAAACUUAAGUGGCCUUUUUGGGCGGGGGGACAGGGGGAGACUUUGAGGCCCUUCUUUAAAAGCACAGCUAUGCCUUUUAGCGGUGUGCAUUUAGCCCUUCCACCGUGCAAACAGCGGUUCACCCUGGUUGAGGGGUUUCAGUUGGCAGGGAAAUCUGUUAGGAUGAACUUUGCUCAGUGUGCAAAGGUUAGCUGUUCAAAAUGCCAAUAAGAGUUUGUUGAGUAACACUUUGCAUAUAGAUAUUGUGCUGUAAAUACUGCCAAAUCGCCUCUUUUAAGGUGCUAAGUUCCAUAAUUAAAAAGCUUGCAACCAUGUGGCAGGUAUUUAGGUAACUCAUUGUGGAGAUUUUAUACACUCACAGGGGACACAAUCUUAUUUUGUAAGAUACAGAAAUAUAUAUAUAAGCUAAAGGAAUACCUUAAUUGUAGUUGGAAAUAUGUACAUAAACCAAAUGCCUUCACAUUUAUAAACAUUUUUGGGAAAAUGA